AUGUCUAGAACUGCAACUUUAAAGAGAAUCACUAAUGAAACAAAGAUUCAAAUAGCCAUUUCGCUCGAUGGAGGUAUAGUGGAAUUGGAAGAGUCAAUUUUGAAAGAUAAUGGAAAUUUGCAAAGUGAUGAGCAUGCUACACAAGCUACGGGGUCACAAAGGAUUGAAAUCCACACCGGAGUAGGUUUCCUUGACCAUAUGCUUCAUGCUUUGGCAAAGCACUCUGGAUGGUCACUUUUGAUUGAAUGUGUGGGUGAUUUGCAUAUCGACGACCAUCACACUUCAGAAGAUGUAGGAAUAGCGUUGGGGGCUGCAUUUUACCAAGCUUUGGGUCAUGUUAAGGGAGUUAAGAGAUUUGGAGCAGGAUUUGCUCCUCUCGAUGAAGCUUUAAGUCGAGCAGUGGUUGACUUGUCUAACAGACCUUACGCAGUGAUAGAUUUAGGCUUGAAGAGAGAGAAGAUAGGAGAUCUCUCAUGCGAGAUGAUUCCUCAUGUUUUGGAGAGUUUUGCUCAAGCUGCACAUAUCACUAUUCAUGUGGACUGCUUGCGUGGGUUCAACGACCAUCACAGGGCGGAGAGUGCUUUCAAAGCGUUAGCUAUUGCCAUAAAGGAAGCGACCUCGAAAACAGGGACUGACGAGGUUCCAAGUACAAAGGGAAUCUUGUUCUAA
Priceomyces carsonii is the source of this 669-nucleotide messenger RNA. RefSeq names its product imidazoleglycerol-phosphate dehydratase (gene HIS3). Gene Ontology annotation, biological process: L-histidine biosynthetic process. The record is from RefSeq and is a predicted model, not a curated record. Gene Ontology annotation, molecular function: imidazoleglycerol-phosphate dehydratase activity. The coding region runs from base 1 to 669 and encodes 222 amino acids. The transcript has a single exon. NCBI's taxonomy places the organism in Eukaryota, Fungi, Ascomycota, Pichiomycetes, Serinales, Debaryomycetaceae.